Molecule: messenger RNA, 1728 nt
Organism: Prunus armeniaca (apricot)
Lineage: Eukaryota; Viridiplantae; Streptophyta; Magnoliopsida; Rosales; Rosaceae
Source: the annotation of a GenBank genome assembly
AUGGCGAGCUCACUAGAAGAGGCCAAGCUCGAGCGGUUUCUCCGGUGGUUACAGGUUAAUGGAGCGGAGUUACGUGGGUGCAAGAUCAAGUACUCUGAUUCCAGCAAAGGGUUUGGCAUUUUUUCGUCUAAUGAAGUUUCUGAUGGGGUUCUAUUAGUUGUUCCUCUGGAUUUAGCAAUAACUCCUAUGAGAGUUUUGCAAGAUCCUCUUCUUGGACCAGAAUGUAGAGCAAUGUUUGAGGAAGGAGAUGUAGAUGAUAGGUUCUUGAUGAUUUUGUUUCUAACAGUGGAGCGUGUCCGCAAGAAUUCUUCUUGGAAGCCGUAUCUUGAUAUGCUUCCGACUACUUUUGGCAAUCCACUAUGGUUUACUGAUGAUGAGCUUUUGGAGCUAAAAGGGACAACAUUGUAUAGAGCAACUGAAUUGCAGAAGAAAAGCUUGCGGUCUUUAUAUGAUGGUAAACUGAAGACUCUGAUGGAGAAAUUGUUAACUCUGGAUGGGGAUUUAGAAAGAGAUGUUUGCUUUGCAGAUUUCCUUUGGGCAAAUUCUUUGUUUUGGACCCGUGCUUUAAAUAUUCCCCUUCCCUAUUCCUAUGUAUUUCCCCAAAUUCAAGAAAACAAAAAUGAUAGUGCUUCAGAUGGCAAAAAUUCUGAGGUUUCUACUACUCAUAUUUGCAUGGAAGAGUUGGCUAAUGGAAUGGAUGAAAAAGGAUGCCAGGUUGAAGGGGUUGAUAUUCAAGUCAAUGGAGUGACAUCCACAUCAAAACAAAAAGAGACUGUCUGGGUGGAGGGUCUUGUUCCUGGCAUUGACUUUUGCAACCAUGAUCUAAAGGCAGCAGCAACGUGGGAAGUUGAUGACACUGGAUCAACAACUGGAAUUCCUUUUUCUAUGUACCUUCUUUCUGCUGUACAACCUUUGCAGAUUCAGGGAGAAAUUUCUAUAAGUUAUGGUAACAAAGGAAAUGAGGAACUACUUUAUCUCUAUGGUUUCGUCCUUGAUGGUAAUCCAGAUGACUAUCUCAUGGUCCAUUAUCCAAUGGAAGCAAUUCAAAGUGUUCCCUUCUCUGACUCAAAAUCACAGCUUCUUGAAGCACAGAAGGCCGAAAUGAGAUGUCUGUUACCUAGAAGUUUACUGGAUCAUGGCUUUUUCCCAGUAGACAUCUCAAAUAAAGAAGGGGAUGAUAAGUGCAAACUUGACCAUGUUUGUAGCUAUAGUUGGAGUGGUCAGCGCAAGAUGCCAACAUACUUACACAAAUUGGUUUUUCCUGAGAACUUCUUGACAGCCUUGAGGACCAUAGCCAUGCAGGAGGAUGAGCUGUUUCAGGUUUCAUCUCUGCUGGAAGAGCUUGUAAGAUCUGGAGGGGGGAGGCAACCAUCUGAUUCAGAAGUUCGAGCAGCUGUAUGGGAGGCUUGUGGUGAUUCCGGAGCUUUGCAAUUACUCAUUGAUCUUCUUAACGUGAGGUUGACGGAUCUUCUAGAAUCUUCUGGUACAGAGGACAGCGACACCAAUUUGCUUAAAAAUGCACAUAUUGUUGAAAGUGCAAACCAGCAUACAGAUGAGAACAGUUUAAGUCAAGAGACAAAUGGCAGUGACUGUACACAACAAUACAAGUUGAUGAGUAGAAACGUGUGGGCUAGUAUUGUAUAUAGAAGAGGGCAGAAGCAACUCACUCGAUUAUUCCUUAAGGAAGCAGAACACGCCCUGGAAUUAGCCCUCAGCGAGGGCAACUAA